This is a messenger RNA of Erpetoichthys calabaricus (reedfish), 5083 nucleotides long. RefSeq names its product fragile X messenger ribonucleoprotein 1 (gene fmr1). Gene Ontology annotation, biological process: anterograde axonal transport; regulation of filopodium assembly; central nervous system development. Gene Ontology annotation, cellular component: dendritic filopodium; dendritic spine; growth cone. The record is from RefSeq and is a predicted model, not a curated record. NCBI's taxonomy places the organism in Eukaryota, Metazoa, Chordata, Cladistia, Polypteriformes, Polypteridae. Gene Ontology annotation, molecular function: protein homodimerization activity; mRNA 3'-UTR binding; translation regulator activity.
UGCCACGAGAGGGCGCUUGUGUUUACAUCAUUGCUUCCUUCUCUUGCAGCCUCGGGUGUAAACUGUGUAGAGACGUGAUAUGAGUGUUUCACUUUCAAUUCUGUAGAAAACUGAAGCAAAAGGGAACGCACGAUUUCUGCGUUGAGAGGGGGCACCGUUGAGAAGAGAAGCUGGAGUGUAUUGCUUAGUGGGAGGGGGGUGUUUGCAGGGUUAUCGGCGACCCACUUUUUUAUUUUAGUUUUUGCAUUUAUUUGCAACAAACAUGGAAGAGUUAGUCGUUGAAGUCCGGGGCACGAGUGGAGCUUUUUAUAAGGCCUAUGUCAAAGAUGUUCAUGAAGAUUCAGUAACUGUGGCAUUUGAGAAUAAUUGGCAGCCAGAGAGACAAAUACCUUUCCAUGAUGUUCGGUUUCCACCACCUGCAGGAUUUCAGAAAGACAUUAAUGAAAGUGAUGAAGUUGAGGUAUAUUCCAGAGCAAAUGACAAAGAACCUUGUGGUUGGUGGCUGGCUAAAGUUAGAAUGGUAAAGGGAGAGUUUUAUGUGAUCGAAUAUGCAGCCUGUGAUGCCACAUAUAAUGAAAUUGUUACAAUAGAAAGGCUACGACCAGUAAACCCAAAUAAGCCAGCAGUUAAAAAUACUUUCCUCAAGGUUAAAUUGGACGUGCCAGAUGACUUGCGACAAAUGUGUACAAAAGAGUCUACACAUAAAGAUUUCAAAAAAGCUGUAGGUGCUUUUAGUGUUACAUAUGAUGCAGAUCAGCACCAGUUAGUUAUUCUGUCAAUAAAUGAAGUGACAAUUAAAAGAGCGAAUAUGUUAAGUGACAUGCAUUUUAGAAGCCUCCGCACAAAAUUGUCGCUAAUGCUGAGAAAUGAAGAAGCUAGCAGACAACUAGAAAGUUCACGGCAGCUAGCCUCUCGAUUCCAUGAGCAGUUUAUUGUGAGAGAAGAUUUAAUGGGUCUUGCAAUUGGCACUCAUGGAGCCAACAUUCAGCAAGCAAGGAAAGUUCCAGGAGUGACCACGAUUGACUUGGAUGAAGAAACCUGCACAUUCCAUAUUUAUGGAGAGGAUAAAGAAGCUGUUAGGAAAGCUAGAAGUUACCUUGAAUUUUCAGAGGAUAUAAUUAAAGUCCCAAGAAAUUUAGUAGGAAAGGUUAUUGGGAAAAAUGGAAAACUUAUUCAGGAAGUUGUUGACAAAUCGGGAGUAGUGCGUGUUCGAAUUGAAGCUGAAAAUGACAAAAAGAAUCCUCAGGAUGAGCAAGGCAUGGUGCCUUUUGUUUUUGUUGGUACAAAGGAGAGCAUUUCUAAUGCACAGGUUCUUCUGGAUUAUCAUCUCAACUAUUUAAAGGAAGUUGAUCAGCUUCGCCUUGAGAGAUUACAAAUCGACGAGCAGCUGCGGCAAAUAGGAGGAGGUGCAAGGCCUCAAACCACUCGGUCAGAAAAGGAGAAGGGUUUCGUUGCUGAUGAUGCCAUUGGUCUGACCAGAGCAGGCAAACCAUAUCCUGGGAGAGGGCGUGGUAGGCGUGCCCCAGGAUAUACAUCUGGGACAAAUUCUGAAGCUUCUAAUGCAUCAGAGACUGAAUCUGAUCACAGAGAUGAAUUAAGCGAUUGGUCCCUUGCACCUACGGAAGAGGAGAGAGAUGGCUAUUCUCGCCGUGGUGAUGGCCGCAAGCGGGGCAGUGGAGGUGGUGGCAGCAACAGAGGGCGAGGAAGCAGAGGUCGUGGAGCAUAUAAAGGUAAUGAUGAAAUGAAUUGGAAUGACUCUAGACAGAGAAGUUCAAGAGAUAUAAAAACAAAAUCAGUAGAAGAUUCCCUGCAGAUCCGAAUUGACAACAAUAAUGAAAGGAGUGUACAUACAAAAUCGUCACAGGCACCAUUUGUUCAUGGUAACAACCGACAACGGAUGGGCAAAGAACGACCUGUGAAAAAAGAAAAAUCUGAUGCAACAGAUGGUCAGCGAGUGCUUGUAAAUGGAGUGUCAUAGAGCCCUUGCACAGUUGAACAUAGACAUUUCAUGCACUGUUUCAUUAAUCCAGAAGCUUCUUUGUUAGAGAAACAUGUUAGGCCAAAGAGAAUUGGGUCAGUAGGGCUGUCGUAAGACAUAAACAGCACAAUUUCAGAUUGUGUCAAAGCAUUAAAAGCUUUCUGCAACCGGUACGGGAGGCAUUUAUUUGUCCUACUGUAAUGGGAGAAUUGAAGGGGUGGGAGCAUUAGCACUGUUUUCUGUUUGUUCAUAUAAUCUUAAUCAUAAAUUAAAGCGUUUGCUACCAACUGAUUUUACAUUAAGCAUACUGUAGUUUAAAACAUCAUUGUAAGAGAGUUCUUUCUUAGUAUUUAGGUCAUUUUUUUCACCUUUAAACAUUUUGACACUGUUCACAUCAUAACAUGGCAGAUUAGUUUUAUGUACUUGUGUCAUCAUUUGUCCAAAUUGUUUCAUGAUGGACUGUGUUAAAGUGUGAAGUAAAAGCUGUCACAUCAUCAAGCAAAAAAGGAGGGGAGAAUAAUGUAUGAUCUGUGCCUUUAUAAUUGGGAUAUGUAGGGAGUGUGAGUGUGUGUGUGUGUGCGCGCGAGUGUUUUUGUUUUUUUUCCUAAUUCUUGGAUGUAAAAAAUCAGGGAAGAUAAGUAAACACUAAUGUAAAAUAUGUAAAGAACUUGAUUAAUUAUCAAAUAUACAAGAUAAUUUUUAAACUGCAUGCUUCUCAUUAUUCAGUUCUUUUUUUCCCUCUUGAUAAUUUUUCCUUGGCUUUUGCACUGACAUUUUACAUACUGUAGUAUUAUUAAACAAAGAAGUAUUUCUCAGUUUUUCAAGCAGGUAAGCAUCAAGUUCUGUGUUUACUAAAUGGUGGGUGGGAUAACAAAGCAACAAAAUUUAAAAUGUUUUCCCUUUUUGGUCCUGUAAAAAUGGAUCAGGUGAGUUUAAAAAAAAAAAAAAAAAGUUUGGUUGUCACGCAAAGUUAUGAUACUUUGCUGUGACUUUGUUCUCCUUUUCCUUUUCAAUUAUCUUAGUAAUUAGAUGUGAAGGAAAAAGAAAAGUUCUGGUAAUAUAUAAGUUUUUAAUGUAACUGAUAACUUCAUAGGAAGUAACUUUGUAUCUGUUAAUAUAAUGGGUGUUAAAUUUGUGGGGAAAGUGUUCUGUUACUUUUUUAAGUUAAUAUUAUUGCCCAAAUCAUUUCUUGAGACUGAACAGUUUGACAUCAAAGGAACGGGGAUCUUAUAGGUUUCAGACAAUAAAUCACUUGACCAAUCCAUUUCUCAUCGAAAAGAAACCACUGAGUGACACUACUUGGGGUUUGUAGUCAUUGUUUCUGUUAAACUUAUUCUGACAGACAUCUAACUGUGGGUGCCUAAAGCCUUAACAGUCCCUAUAAUGAUGCACUGUGACAUAAGAAUAUGUUUUUAUACUGUAUAGGAAAAAUCUUAAAUUCAAUGUUGUAGGUUUGAGUUGCAUAUUUCAGCACUUAAUAUUGUAUUUCAAGCCUGUUGUUUUAUGUCUACAGUUAGAAUGCAGACUCUUCCUUUGAUAUUAAGCAAAUUGUUAGUGUGUUACACUAACCUUAUUUACCUAUGAAAAAUAUAAACUAUUAAAAUUUUCCAAAGAUAUUUUGUAAUUGCAUUGGUUUAAGUAUUGUACAUUAUUGUAUUAACUUGAAGAAAAAAAAAUUGUUCACAAUAUUUAGUUCAUUUGAAACACAUUUGUGAACCUCAUUGCUUUUAAGUUUGUAGCUUGCCUUGGGGGAAAAAAAUAGAAGAUAGAUUUUUGUAUUUCUUUCUCAAAAAGUAAGAAUGUCAUGUCAUGCCUCCUAAACAAUUGACUAUUUACUAAUUAAAUAGUUAAAUCUGAAAUUAAAAUAAUUAAUUUGAACUUUAAGUUUCAGAGUUGGUACUGUAAAUACAUAAAUUGUGGUAUAUAAAAUCAAGUUUUAAAGGAAUUUAAGGUGUUUUGUGUUUAGUUAUUGGAUGGUUAUUUUUAUUUUUGAAUUUUUUAAAUAAAGGCACCUCUUUACACUGUAAUUUUUGUUUCAUUUGAAUAUAUUUAGCACUAAAACUUUGAAUAGUCAGUAUUUUGAACAUUGCAUAGUAAGCCCCACCUGACUGCACACCUCCUUAAACACAGUAACCUGUCUCUGACACUGAAGAGGUCCUGCAGCCAUGUGCAGUUCGUUUUUGAAGUGCACAAAAAAAUGGCUGAAUGUUGGCAAUGUUAAAGUAUGAAAUGGAAUUUUAAAAGUGUAGCUGCUAUAUUUGGAAAAAGCAACGGGUUGACUUUUUCAAGAUAACUGCAUUAUGUAAAUUGAUGCUACUUGAUAAUUGGAAUAUUUAUUUUUAUUCCUGCUUCAUCUCCAAAUGAACAAACUAGUACAAAUGCUAAUGAAGAAUUAUCACAAUUUUUUAUUUUAAAUUCCCAAUAACCUUUAUAAUUUGUUAGUGCAAAUUAUAUAUGUCAUGAAUUAGAGCUUGAAGUAAAAUUUGCUGUUUUGUAGUAGUACACUCAGUGGUGCUAACAUAAGAAUAUUUUGUGGGAGCAAGAUUUGAAACACAAACAUACAAGUUGUCCAUCUGAAAACACAUUAGGAUGUGGGGACAUUAGAGAAUGAAAACUGUGUGUGUGGGUGUGUGUUGUAUAUGAAACACCUGAGUGUUUGAAAGUAAGGUAUGAAAAUGUAAUCCUCUUUUGCAAGAGCAUAUUGUUUACUUUUGAUAUUUUGUGUUUUUCUAAAUGCAUAAAAUGUGUAACGUAUAGGAUUAAAUGUUUCAGCAGACUGCACACUGUUUGAAAUGGCAUUAAAUGUCUUCAAAGUGUUGCCAAACUUAGAUACCAAUUUCUAGUUAUUUAUUUAGGGGAUGUAUAGUAUUUGAAAAGAGAUUUCUUGCACACAUCUUUGUGGUCUGUUUUGAUGUAACAGAAAUGGAGAAAAAGUGACUGUAGAUAAUUAACCAAGGUAGAUUGACCUUGUUUGUAACUGUACUUGGGGCAAUAUUUUUUUCUCUGUACAUAAUAGCUGAAAAAUGGGUUUUAUGUUGACAUUGUUUGGUUAUAGUGCAAUAUAUUUUGUAUGCAAGCAGUUUCAAUAAAUAAAAUGUCAUCUUA